UCAACGCGCACGCAUCAUCAUCCUAAAUGGUGAGCUUUUUUCUAUUUGAUUAGGGGUCCUCCGUUUUGUGAUGAAGGCUUUAAUGUCAAUACGACAUAUUCUUUGACAGCAGUCAAUACACUGUCUCCUAAAGCGGAACACCACGCUCGAUGGCAUGACUUGACAGUCAUCGUUACCCUUAUUUCCGAUUUGUAAUCCCAUAAACGCAGUACCAUUUUGCCAAUAGAAGUCGGAGGUGGAAAGAGCUUGUUGGCUGUGGAGAGAAGGCUAUGUUAAUACUCAGUGCACAGAGGGGCGCGAUAAAUGCGUGAACUGGCUCAAACCUCUCCUCAAAACGCCCCUCACUUCGCAACUGGGACCGCUGCCGGCCGCUCACUGCCUGUCAGUGCUGCACCGGACUUGUCUGGCUACCCAGACUCCUUGCUCCGGCCAAACGGUACGCCACGCCCACGGACGUUAGUUUCUUCUCCGCGAACUAGUGCAGCGGAAUAAUGUAGUGUGGGUCGUCAGGUUAGCACUGGACACCACCGACUGAACUUCUAGGUCUUCGCUCCAAGGAUGUAUAUCUGAUACGGAUAUUCCUGCCUCAACAAGGCUACUAACGAUCGAAAUUUGGGCGCGGAUAUGCUGGACUCAGCAGAUUAAUUUACAAUCACUGCCACUAUAUGGAAGGACGAUUGUGUUCUGGAGAAAACAUUUGGAAACAAGUAUUUUCUGUCUGGGUCGAGUCGUUUGACGCUAAAACGGAAGAAAUGUCAUACUUGGAUAUCCCACGCAUAGAUGCUACUCAUUUGUGUGAUAAUAUACGUGGGAACUAAUUGCAACGCAACUGCCCUCCGCGGUGCAAGUGAGUGUUCUUUGAGCACCAAGUCCAGAAAUCUUGUCUGGUUGUGGUGCUUCUUCACUCUGCUACUGGGGAAGCAGACCGGCGGCAAAUCGAUGCAUUUCUUGCUCAAAUCUACUCGGGCUAUUUACCUCGUUGCAUAGCCUACUGGAGAUUGACAGACAACGGAGAGGUAACAUCGGGCUCAGGAACAGAGGUCAAUGGACAUCCUCCACAAGGGACCCAGUUGUUUCCUUUAGUCCCCAGUGCCGACACCCAGAUGCUGCUUAGGUAGUCACCAUUACCCCCUGCUCAGCGGCUCCCUGACCACAUGUAGCUUCCCAUGUCUGCCCUUCUCUGCUAGGCCAACACAGCCCACACAGUCUUCAUGAGGUUCACGACCCUGCCAGACCAUACCAGAUAGAGUUUCCCAGAAAGCCGGAGGGAGGAUGGACCGGCUGAUCUUCUCCUUGUUGAUGCUGGCCGUCUCCACCAGGGGGCAGCUGUGCCCCAAGCGCUGCAUGUGCCAGAACCUGUCCCCCUCGCUGGCCAUCCUCUGCGCUAAGACGGGCCUACUCUUUGUGCCCACCGUCAUCGACCGGCGCACCGUGGAGCUGCGGCUCACUGAGAACUAUAUCACAGCCAUAAGGAGGCGGGACUUUGCCAACAUGACUAGUUUGAUCCAUCUGACGUUGUCCCGCAACACCAUAAGCCAGAUCAUGCCUUACACCUUCGAGGACCUAAAGCGGCUGCGGGCGCUGCACCUGGACAGCAACCGGCUGAGUGUGAUCAGGGAUGACCACUUUCGGGGGCUCACCAACCUUAGGCACCUGAUCUUGGCCAACAACCAGCUGCACAAUAUCUCUCCCCAUGCCUUUGAUGACUUCACAGGAACCCUGGAAGACCUGGACCUGUCCUACAACAACCUGGUGGACAUCCCCUGGGAGACGAUAGGUCGUCUAACCAAUGUCAACACCCUUAACAUGGACCAUAACCUUAUAGAGCACGUGCCCCAAGGGAUCUUCACCAACCUGCAUAAGCUGGCGCGUCUGGACAUGACGUCCAAUAAGCUUAAGAAGAUCCCACCGGAUCCACUUUUUCUGCGCAUUCCUGUCUACGCGAAAGCCAAAGGAUCUCCUCAGUCGUCAUUGGUGAUGAGUUUUGGUGGAAACCCGCUCCACUGUAACUGUGAGCUGCUGUGGCUGAGGAGGCUGACCAGAGAAGACGAUCUGGAGACCUGCGCCUCUCCUCCAGACCUCACAGCCAAGUACUUCUGGACCAUCCCCGAGGAGGAGUUCAUCUGUGAGCCUCCGGUCAUGACCAGGAAGUCUGCCAAGACCUUCACCAUGGAGGGCCAGCCUACCAGUCUGAAGUGCAAGGCCAAUGGAGACCCGGACCCAGAGAUUCACUGGAUUUCCCCCGAGGGCCGUCUGAUCUCCAACACGUCCCGGACUGUCACCUUCAGCAACGGGAGCCUGGACAUCAACAUCACCUCCCUGAAGGACUCUGGAACCUUCACCUGCAUUGCCUCCAACGCAGCGGGGGAGUCCACGGGCCAGGUGGAGCUGGUGGUCAACCUCCUCCCCCACCUGGCCAACAGCACCAACCGGCUACGGGAGCCCGACCCUGGUCCGUCAGACAUCCUCACCUCGGCCAAGUCCACCUCAACCACGGGCAACGACACACGGAGGAACCAGGAGGGAAGGGUGCUGAUGACGGAGCUGACAGCUAGCUCAGUGCUGAUCAAAUGGCCAUAUCAGAACCACGUUCCUGGGAUCAGGAUGUACCAGGUCCAGUACAACAGUUCCCUGGAUGACACGCUCAUCUACAGAAUGAUCCCGUCCACCAGUCAGGACUUCCUGGUUCGUGACCUGGUGUCAGGGCGUGAGUACGACCUGUGUGUCCUGGCGGUCUACGACGACGGCAUCACCUCGUUGACGGCCACGCGGCAGGUGGGCUGCGUCCAGUUCAUCACGGAGACUGAGUACAGCCAGUGCCAGGCCCUCCACAGCCAGUUCCUGGGCGGCACCAUGAUCAUCAUUAUUGGUGGCAUCAUCGUGGCCUCCGUGCUUGUCUUCAUCAUCAUCCUCAUGAUCCGCUACAAGGUCUACAGCCACCAGGGCAUGGACACAGGUAAGGUGGGCACCCUGGACAACAUCUGUGCCCAGACCAACGGAGGACAGGCUGGGGGACAGGUGUCCCACUCUGGGUCUAAAGUUACAGAGAGCCAGGAGGAGCAACAGGCUCAUGCCUUUGCUGGGGUGGGAGGGGGGCCAGGGACAGGGGGGGGAGGGAGUGUGAGUGGAGCGGCAUCGCCUAAUGCCACCCAAAAGGACUCUAACACCAUGGCACUGGUGGUUGACUGUGAGAAGGCGGUGCAGAUAUCAGACAUGACUGCUGAGGACCUGCUGUCGCCUAGUAAGAGGCAUCACUCCAGGACUGCCAUUGAGAUGAAGAGGAGAGCUUCGCUCACACCCAAAGAGGCCACCAACGUGAAUGUGGGGGGAAACACGCCGGCGCCCGCGGCUGCCGACGACGACAAGAGGGCUCACAGAGACUGGAGCGACUUUAAAAUUUGAUGACUCCUUCUGCUUCUCGGUGAGAAGCAGCCAUCAACCUCCAAGAGUAAUGAAUAUUCCAGGGUUCCAGGAAUCAAGGAGAUUAGAUUAUAAAUCAGGAAAAUUUUUAGGACUUCUGUCGGACUUCCUCCUUGCGACCCCGGAGUUCACACUGUAUCCAUGGACCCUUCCAUGAAAACACACCUAGAUGGACUCAAUAAGGACUCAAUUCACCAUCAUAAUCUAUGGGAGUGGAACUAGACGGGCCAAAGGCCUCGCCGGUGGCUUUUCAAACGUAUUGCCUUGUAUCCCUUUGUGGCUGACUGUCUGUGUAUCCGCUGUCAUUACCACAGCACUACUACUGUUCCUGGACCUGUACUUGGACCAGGACUUGCCAAUACCUGGACCUGUUCAUGCACCUGGAUCUAUUCCCGGACCUGCUCAUACUGUACCUUACUUUACCUGACUGUCUUCAGACUCAGGAUGGGGACCCAGCCUAAGGUAUGGGCCGAGUUUACCCCAUCCGGACUCCGAGGACAGAAGGAUAUAAAGGAGGAAUAACUAACAGGAACUAAGCAAACUGAACCGCAUGUCUGUGCAUCACCACCACCUCUUCGUCACCAUGGUCUUCAUCACCCUGUGUUGCGUUUUUUUUUUCACCUUUGAGCCGAACCCAGUGAGAACGGAAUCAAACAGGCAGACUGACAAAACGCUCAGUCCUGGGGACUCACCUUCUUCUGUGUUCUCCGUCACUUUUUAUUUGGCUUUAUCUUUUGUAUCUGUACAUAACGCAAUUCCAAAUCUUAUAGUUUUGUACAUGUAAUUUUUAUGGUGUGUGAAAUUUUUCUAAUAAAAUAUAAAAGUGGAUUCAUUCCCUAGAGACUAA
Messenger RNA from Salvelinus fontinalis (brook trout), 4267 nucleotides. Its product is annotated as leucine-rich repeat and fibronectin type III domain-containing protein 1-like protein. The coding region runs from base 1273 to 3402 and encodes 709 amino acids. Lineage: Eukaryota; Metazoa; Chordata; Actinopteri; Salmoniformes; Salmonidae. The transcript is spliced from 7 exons. The record is from RefSeq and is a predicted model, not a curated record. Gene Ontology annotation, molecular function: protein binding.